UUUUCAACCAAUCAUAAAAUACACAAUGUCUACAGGUGCAUGCAACAAAGCAAUUGUGUGAAACUUGGAUGACAAUCACUAAGGUUACUACUUUUUUACGGUUGAGACAACCUAAUUAAAAUUCAAACGAAAUCAGUGAUUGUCUCUCAUUCGUAGCAUUGCAUACAAAACACUUCAGUUCAUUCGUUAGGAGUAAUGAUGAAGCAGCCCCUCUCUUUCACGGUAGGCUUCAUUUUGACACCUGUAGCAGUGCGACGUAAUGGUUUUCAGCACUCUCCAAACUACAUAACUCCAGAGUACAAUGUGAGGUACCAGCAGAAGAAUAGUCACGAAUACUUUGGCAGUAUUCUCUGUCUCCGG
This is a messenger RNA of Geodia barretti, 360 nucleotides long. The record is from the annotation of a GenBank genome assembly. Lineage: Eukaryota; Metazoa; Porifera; Demospongiae; Tetractinellida; Geodiidae.